Dendronephthya gigantea is the source of this 3083-nucleotide messenger RNA. Its product is annotated as daple-like protein. Gene Ontology annotation, cellular component: cytoplasm; centrosome. NCBI's taxonomy places the organism in Eukaryota, Metazoa, Cnidaria, Anthozoa, Malacalcyonacea, Nephtheidae. The record is from RefSeq and is a predicted model, not a curated record. Gene Ontology annotation, molecular function: dynein light intermediate chain binding; microtubule binding. The coding region runs from base 99 to 3083 and encodes 994 amino acids. The transcript has 34 exons. Gene Ontology annotation, biological process: cytoplasmic microtubule organization; cytoskeleton-dependent intracellular transport.
CAAUAUUUACAAGCUGUGUUGAUGGCCAAAAAUUGGCUUCGCGUGUUCGCAAAUCGACUUGAUUUGAUGAAUUAAAUAUCGACAACAAAUAAUCCACGAUGGAUACGGAUCGUAGCACUCAAGUUCUUAAGACACCGCUUGUUUUGUGGAUUCGUACAUUUUCUGCUACGGCCGUAGCUGAUUUGACAGACUUAGUCGAUGGCUACUUGUUGAAUAAAGUUAUGACUGAAAUAGAUCCGACCUAUUUCGGGCUGACUCUUGUCCAUUCUAACGUGUACGCUGAUAUAAAUCUGCGAAUUCACAACUUGGAGCAUUUACUACGGAGUUUAAAAAAUUACUACAAGGAGAAACUCCAGCAAGUGAUUGUGAUGGACAGUCCUGAUGUUUUUGUCAUUGCAAAGGAUCCUGAGAGUGAUGAAAGUAUUGAGGAGUUGAAUAAAAUUUUGUUGCUCAUUCUUGGAUGUGCUGUUCAGUGCGAUAGAAAGGAUUUUUUCGUCGAGAAAAUAACGACGAUGGACGAAAGUAUCCAGCAAGAAUUAGUUAUUCCUAUACGCGAGAUAACGGAGAAUUUUGACAAAGUGUUUUCAUUUCAACCAAGCGAGGUUGCUGCAUUGUCACACGAUGAUCUUCUUUCAUAUUGUGGGCACAUGUAUGACCAGAUGAUUCUACUGGUUAAUCAAAGGGACGCUAACGCUGAGGAAAUACAUCAGCUGCUUGCAGACAGGAUCUUCAUGACAAAGGAGGUGAACGGGAAUGUUUCUCGGGUUGGUUCGCCCCCUCUCAGUCCCACCAACUCGGAUUUCAUCCAAGCCGAGAAAACGAAGCUUAAGAAAGCAACAGAAGAACUAGAGGAAAAGAACUUACUUAUUCAAGAACUUCGAGAUGAACUGGAGUCAAACAAAACGACCCUCGAGACUCUAGUUCAGGAGAACAAAAGCCUGAGCGAAACAUCACGAUUCGUAAACGCGUAUCGCGACCAAUUGGACGUGUUGAAGGUCAAAGCUGAGAAAGUAAAUAAACUCGAGAAUGAAAUAAUAAAAUACAAAGAAAAACUGAUGGAGAUGGAUGUUCUGAAGAAACGAAAAGAGGAACUUGAAGAGCAGAACGAACUUCUUUACAACACAAAAGCGGUUUUAGAAAAGCAAAUAAAUGCCCUCAAUUCGAAAGCGGAGAAACUAGCUGAGACGGAGCGUGAAGUGGGACGACUUAAGCAUGAUUUAAAAGAUGCUUUACAGGAAAAGAAGACCCUACAAACGAGAAAUAGACGUCUUCUUGAGGAGAAUGCUGUGGUGAUGUUGGAAGCCCAAAACAGUCUUGCUGAAGUAUCCAGUCUAAGCUCGGAAUUAAGUAUGGCAAAGGACAAAGAUGGUAAUGCCGAAGGUACUUGUUUAGCAAGUGAAUACAACCAGCUCUCAUCCACCCAGCUUCUGAAGUUGGAGAAUGAAAAUCAUCGCUUGAAGGUUAUAAUCGCUGAAUUAACACAACACAGGGAAAGCGCAGUGCCACAGACUAUGGUAUCGGAAGAAGCUGUUCUGCAAGGAGCUUACGAACAGACUACGGAACAUGACGAGGGCGUGUCGGAAGGAGCCGAAGUCAGAAUCGUUGAAAGACAGUCAAGUGUACGAAAGACGCUGCCAGCGAAGGACAGUGCGCUCAGCAUCGUUAGAGAAAAACUACAACAGAAAGAAGAGUUUGCCAACAAGAUUUCUGAAUCAUUAUCCACCAUGGAACAAGAAAACAGCGAACUUCAAGACAGGAUACAACAAGUUAUGGCACAGAAACGUCGAAGCGAUCAACUGAUUCAAAGGAAGAGCGAAGAUGUCACGGAGCUUGAAAGAAGGCUUGAGGAAGUCACUGCCGAAAGACAAAAAUGUGAGGCAACAUUACGACAGAAGUCGAGAGAAAUAAACGAACUCACCAACAAUCUAUCAGAAUUCAAGGAAGAUAAGGAAAGAUCAGUGGAAGCAAAGGAAAAGAAAACGAAAGACCUCAAUGAUUUAAAAGAAAGGAUGGAUGUCUUACUAUCUGAGAAAGAAAAGCUAGGAGAUACUUUAGUUACCAAAGACAAGAAACUUGUCGAUUUGGAGAACAGACUUCAGCGAGUCGAAGAAGCGAAUAAAGAACUUGUGCAGACAUUGGAAUCCCAACGUGAUAAAAUAUCAAGUCAGGAAAGAAGAGUGGCAGAAUUACUCUCGGCAGAGAAAGAGGAGGAAAGAAAAUAUUCGGAAACUAUUCGUGAAAAAGACAGAAGAAUCAAAGAGUUUGAAAGAAGGAUAAGUCAUUUGAUCGAAAUCGAAGCUGAACUAGAAAAACUGAAUUACACAUUAAAACAAAAAGAUCGAAAAGCGGACGGAUUUCUGAAAACGAUUGAAGAAAAAGACCAGGAAAUCGUGCGGUUGGAAAACAGAAUUGAAGACGAAAACAGCAAGAAUAACAAGUUGGUGUAUAAUCUUGAGCUACGGGAAAAGAAGGUCGAAUCUUUGGAACAAAGGUUGGAGAAAGUGGAAAGCAAAGCAGAGAAACAGGAGAGUAACGAUGACAAAAUACGACGAGAAAUUCUAGAAACAAAAGACGACAAAAUAUUGGAAUUAGAAAGCCGAUUGGAAGACGCGUUAACGCACUGUAAGAAACUACAGCAUACCCUCAAGGUGAAAGAUGAGAAGAUAGUGAGUUUAGAGACGAGGCUAGAGGAGGCUCACGUGUUUGAACUGGAAUGCAACAAGAUGACGAAUUCAAUUGACGAAAAGAAAAAGCGAAUUGCUUUGCUUGAAUCAAGCUUAGAUGAAGUAUCAGGUGAAAGUCAUAAAUUGUCCUGUGACUUGAAGUUGAAAGAGACAAAAGUAAAAGAUCUUGAAGAAAGGAUUCGUUCCAUGGAGAGUGAAAAACAUGAAAGCGAGAGAGUGCGUUUGACAUUAAAAGAAAAAGAGGACAAUGCGGUUUUCCUUGGUGAGAAAGUCAAAACGUGUAUGGAAGAACUUGCUGUACUUGAAAACAGGAUCGAGGAAGCAAACGGCCAGAACAGGAAGCUUCAACAUUCAGUUAAAAUAAAGGAAGACAGAAUUGCCAAUUUGGAAACAAGGUAG